AUGAGGUGUUUCAGGCACAGUCCGCGUCACUUAAGAAGGAGCGUGCAUGCUCGAGUGACGGAAGAAAAGCCUCAUCUGGUCGAGGUUCCAGAGAGUGAACCCGACUUACCAUCGACUCUGAGAAAACGUAAGGUGAAGAAGAGAGUCCUGCCAGAGUUUUACCAGUCUGUGCAAGUCACGCCUACGCGUAAAGCUAGCUCCAGUUCGGGGAACCCUUCCCUGCACUGCUCCAUGUCUUCCUCGGCAGACAUCUCGGACGAGGAUGACUACAGCGUGAAAUCUGGGUCCGCGUCACCCGCACCCGGGGACACUUUACCCUGGAACCUGCCGAGACAUGAGCGGUCCAAGAGGAAGAUCCAGGGAGGAUCCGUGCUGGACCCGGCGGAGAGAGCCGUGCUCCGGAUCGCAGAUGAAAGAGACAGAGUGCAGAAAAAGACCUUUACAAAAUGGAUAAACCAGCACCUGCUGAAGGUACGGAAGCACAUAAAUGACUUAUAUGAAGACUUACGAGAUGGACAUAACCUGAUCUCGCUGCUGGAGGUUUUAUCUGGAGAUACCUUGCCGAGGGAGCGUGAUUUUCUGAAGACUUUGCGGUUGGUCAAACUUGUAAAUAUCAGAAAUGAUGACAUCACAGACGGCAACCCGAAACUGACUCUGGGAUUGAUCUGGACCAUAAUUUUGCACUUUCAGAUCUCAGAGAUCCAUGUCACAGGGGAGUCUGAGGACAUGACAGCCAAGGAGAGACUUCUGCUCUGGUCCAAACAGAUAACAGAUGGUUAUGUAGGUGUGCGGUGUGAAAACUUCACAACGUCCUGGAGGGAUGGCAGGCUGUUCAAUGCCAUUAUCCAUAAAUACAGACCAGAUUUGGUUGACAUAAGUCACGUGUCGGGGCAGACCAAUCGCUCAAAUUUGGAACAAGCAUUUAGUGUAGCUGAACAGUUGGGGGUGGCCAGACUGCUUGACCCUGAGGAUGUUGAUGUUCAGUCUCCCGAUGAGAAAUCUGUGAUCACAUAUGUCUCAACGCUAUAUGACGCCUUCCCCAAAGUACCUGAUGGCGUUGAUGGCAUAAGUCCUAAUGAUGUUGAUAUCAAAUGGGUGGAGUACCAGAACAUGAUCAAAUACCUCAGCCAAUGGAUCAAGCACAACGUGGCCGUGAUGUCAGACAGAUCUUUCCCCAACAACCCCAUGGAACUAAAGGCACUUUAUAAACAAUACCAGCAAUUUAAAGAACGUGAAAUCCCACUUAAAGAAAAUGAGAAAACAAAAAUAAAAAACCUCUACAAAAUGCUCGAGAUGUGGAUCGAGUUUGGACGUAUUCAGUUGCCCCCCGGUCAUCAUCCGAACGAUGUGGAGAAGGAAUGGGGUAAAUUGAUUGUUGCUAUGCUGGAAAGAGAAAAGAGCCUGCGGCCAGAAGUGGAAAGGCUUGAGAUGUUGCAGCAAAUUGCCAACAGAGUCCAGCGGGACUGCGUUCAUGGAGAAGACAAGCUGGCUUUGGCCAGAACAGCCCUCCAGUCGGACACCAAGCGUCUCGAGUCUGGCAUACAGUUCAUAAAUGAAGCUGAGGUUGCGAGCUACCUGUUGGAGUGUGAGAACAUCCUCAGACAGCAAGUUGUGGACAUCCAAAUUCUUCUGGAUGGGAAGUUUCCAUUUGCAGAUCAGCUCGUUCAAAGGGUAUCCAGACUCCGGGAUGAUCUUCUGGCCCUUCGAGCCGAGUGCUCCUCCGUGUACAGCAAAGGUCGCACCCUGACAACAGAGCAAACCAAAAUGAUGAUCUCAGGCAUCACACAGAGCCUGAACUCUGGCUUUUCCCAGAGCAUCAACGCAAGCCUGACACCAGCCAUUAAUCCUGCACUCACCUCAGGGGAUUUAGGCGCCCCUGGGUCCACCUUCACCUCUGGCCUUACAACGUGUCUAACCCCAUCCUUGACCCCAGCCUUGACCCCCAGUCUGCAGCCUGCUUCGGUACAGAGCUACAUGGGAAAUGGUGGCGGCAUGGAGCCGGGUAACCUCAUGCAUCUGAAACACAUGCAGAUCAGAAAGCCCUUACUGAAGUCCUCCCUGGCAGACCCCAGCAUGACAGAGGAGGAGGUUAACAUGAAAUAUGUGCAGGACCUCCUGAACUGGGUGGAAGAGAUGCAGUUGCAGCUAGAGCGUUCAGAGUGGGGAACUGAUUUGCUAAGUGUGGAAAUGCAUUUGGACAACCACAAAAGUGUCCACAGAGCGAUUGAAGAAUUCCAGAUGAGUCUUAAAGAUGCCAAACUGAGUGAAAUUCAGAUGACCAUGCCUCUUAAGCUGGCUUAUUCGGAUAAACUGAACAAACUGGAAAGGCAGUAUGAACGGCUGUUGAGCUGUUCGAGGGAGCGGCAAACCAACCUGGAAUGCCUUCAUGACUUUGUGUCACAUGCAACUCAAGAGCUCAUCUGGCUGAAUGAGAAGGAGGAAGAGGAGGUCGCCUUCGACUGGAGCGAUCGCAACAACAGCAUCUCCAAGAAAAGAGACUAUCAUGCAGACCUGAUGAGGGAGCUGGAAGAAAAGGAGGAAGCCAUCAAGUCUGUGCAGGACAAGGCAGAGCGCCUCAUGCUCAAGAACCACCCAGCCAGACUAACAAUUGAAGCGUACAAAGCUGCAAUGCAGACACAGUGGAGUUGGAUUUUACAGCUCUGCUCAUGCGUAGAACAGCAUCUCAAAGAGAAUGCUGUUUAUUUUGAGUUUUUUAGUGAUGCCAAAGAGUCCAUGGACUACCUUAAAAAUCUCCAAGAUUCCAUUCAAAGGAAAUUCAGCUGUAAUCGGUCAAGCAGCCUGCACAGGUUGGAGGAUCUCAUCCAGGAGUCCAUGGAUGAGAAAGAGCAGCUUCUUCAGUACCGCAGCGCUGUCGCAGGGUUAGUGGGCAGGGCCAAAAACAUUGUGCAGCUGAAGCCCAGGAACCCGGAAACUCCCCUCAGAUCCUCCAUCCCGGUCAAAGCGAUCUGUGAUUAUCGGCAAAUAGAGAUUACCAUUUAUAAAGAUGAUGAGUGUGUGCUGGCCAAUAACUGUCAUCGAGCCAAGUGGAAAGUUAUCAACCCAGCAGGGAACGAGGCCAUGGUGCCCUCUGUGUGCUUCACUGCGCCUCCACCUAACAAAGAGGCUGUUGACAUGGCUGCCAGGACUGAGCAGUUGUACCAAAAUGUCCUGGCACUGUGGCACCGCUCUCACAUUAACAUGAAGAGUGUGGCGUCCUGGCAUUACCUCAUGGCUGACAUACGUGCCAUCCGCAACUGGAAUGUGGCCUCUAUAAAGACGAUGUUGCCAGGUGAGCAUCAGCAGGUUUUGAGCAAUCUGCAGACCCAUUUGGCUGAGUUCCUGGAGGACAGCGAGGAAUCAGAGGUGUUCACAAUGGCAGACUGUGCUCAGCUAGAGAGAGACGUGGCGGCCUGCAAGGAAUAUUACCAGGAACUGCUGCGAUCUGCAGAAAGAGAGGAACACGAGGAGUCAGUGUACAAUCAUUACAUAUCCGAAAUCCGCAACUUCCGCAUGCACCUGGAAGGCCAUGAAGAACACCUGAUCAGACAAAUCCGCACUCCGCUGGAAAGAGACGACUUGGAGCAGAGUCUGCAUCGCAUCACUGAGCAUGAGAGGAAGACAGAUGAGUUGGAGAGGAUGAAGGAUGAUCUGGAUGUCCUGAAGGAGAAGUGUGAGGUGUUCCUCCGACAGGCAGCAGCUUCUCCGUCUGCGUCGACACUUUCCUCCGAGCUCUCUGUCCUCCUUCAAAGCAUGAACCAAGUGUACUCCAUGUCCUCCAUUUAUUUGGACAAACUAAAAGCAGUGAGUCUAGUUGUGAAGCACAGUCAGAGUGCAGAGGCUCUUGUUAAAACCUACGAGUCCAAACUUUAUGAAGAAGAGGCCACGAGCUCUGACGUCAAAUCCAUUGAAAGCAUCAUUUCAACACUUAAGCAAUGGCGGACAGAGAUUGACGAAAGACAGGAGGUGUUCCACGACAUGGAGGAUGAACUGCAGAAAGCUCGCGUCAUCAGCGAUCGCAUGUUUAAGGCCCACAAUGAGCGGGACUUUGAUCUGGACUGGCACAAAGAGAAGGCGGAUCAGCUGAGUGAGAGAUGGCAGAACAUUCACGUACAGAUUGAUGGCAGACUUCGGGAUCUGGAGGGCAUCAGCAAGUCUCUGAAGCACUACAGAGACUCCUACUCGAGUCUGGACGAAUGGAUCAGAGAACUGGAAACGGUGCAGCUGAAGGCUCAAGAAAACAAACCUGAUGACAGCAAAGCUCUUGCUGAGCUGUUAAACAAACAAAAGGUUCUCGUUGCUGAAAUUGAACAAAAACAGAGCAGGAUUGACGAGUGUCAAAAGUAUUCAGAGCAAUACUGUUCUGCUAUUAAGGAUUAUGAACUUCAGCUGAUGACAUUCAGGGCGAUGGUCGACUCCCAGCACAAAUCUCCUCUCAAGAAGCGGAGGAUCCAGAGCUCUUCUGAUGCGAUUCAACAGGAGUUUAUGGAUCUCCGAACCCGUUACACAGCUCUUGUGACUCUAAUGACCCAGUACGUAAAGUUUGCCAGUGAAACACUGAGGAGAACAGAAGACGAGGAGAGAUCUGUUGAUGAGGAGAAGCGAGAGCAUGGCGAUAAAGUUAACAAGCUAUUGCACUGGAUGUCUGGUGUGAAACUGACAAUGAGCAAUGACGGGCAUGCUCUGAAAGAUAGUAAUGCCAACACAGACACCUCAAAUAAAUGCCAGGUGUCUGUUGAGGAAAUGGUAUCUAAAAAGGAUCAAAUUGCAGAAGCGCUGCUAGCUGCACAGAUGCUGCUCAACAAACAUGGUGACAAGAUGACAGAAGAGGACAGAGAGAACACUGAGAAGCAGCUGAAAGCUCUCAGUGAGGCUUACAGCGAGCUCUCUCAGCAGUGUUCAGACCAGACAACCUCUGCAGAUGAGGUUUCAAACACUAACGAGACUGGUGCUGGAACCACGACUGGGCCGUCUGAUCAAAUGAUUCCUGUCACUCUCCCAGACGCCCUUACAAGCUCCAGCCUUUCCCUGUCUGAGCCCCAUGUCUUUCUGGACUGGGAUGAAAGUCUCAAAAGCAAUCACAUGCACACACCCACAUUGAACCCCCUCCCAGAGUACAAAGAGAACAAAUGCAUACAAGGUUCACAUUUCUUAUCUGUGCCCCUGUCUGACGUAGCAGCUGUUAGGGAAGAGUUUAGUGGUGAGGAUCUGGUCAUUAAAAUAAUAGAAACCAAUCAGGUCAGUGAUGGACUGAAUGUGUGCUACACAGGGGAUGUGUUGACCCUGGAGAAGGCAUUUCAGUGUGGUCUAAUUCCUGCUUCGGCCUAUGUAAAGAUUCUGCAGAGGCAAGCGUCCUCUCAGGAUGUGAGGCAGCUGAGCUUGGCUGAAAAUGUGUUGCAUUUUGAGCCUGAAGUGAAGGUUAAUCACAGUGAGGUUAAUGGAUUGAUAUUAAAGUGUCUCUGUGGAGAUAAAUCACUGGCAUCAGAGAGGAAAUUUAACACUCUGAGGUCAGUUUGUGAUGGUUUAAAUGAUCCUGAGACCACAUCAAGCCCAUUAAGCAGUAAAGUGAGUGAUGUCACAGAAAAUUUAAAUAUAGCUGAAGUGUCAGAAGGUGCUGGCGACCUCCUUAACAACGAUGGGCUGAGAGUGGAUGUAGCGGUUCAGUGUGAUUUGAUGAGCCCUAGCAGCACUCUUAUAGUUUUGGGACAUCAGCAGCAGUUUAUGGGACUUGUGCUGCCUCUUUCUGGGGAAACUACGCCCUCCUCUUUCCAGCAAAUCACCACCAGUGGGUUUACCAGCAAACUGUUCAGUAAUCGAGGAAAAAUAGCUGCUUUCUACAUUCCAGAAAGUUCAGAGGUAAUGGACAUCGCCUCUGCUGUUAGAAAUGGUCUGAUAGACAAAUACACAGCAGACAUUCUGAAAUCUGCUGAAAUCCCUGAUGUGUUUCCUGACAUUCACUUAAGUGAAAGGUUUUCAACAUGGCUCAUGUAUAAGAAACUAACAAUUGAUAGAUGGUGUCAUUCUGCAGAAAUGUCUGAACUGACCUUCCCCACUCCCACAGAGGCCGAGCACUUAUUCACCUCAUACUUAAUGAUUAACAGCUACAUUGAUCUAAGCUCAACUCUGAGGGUUUUGAUAUUCGAUAGUCAGUUAAAAGAAACGGCUCAAGCUUUUCUUAAAGACCCAAUAUUUUCUCAGAAUGUCACUUUCAACACCAGUGGUCAGUCAGAACUGGCAGAUGUUGAAGUAUUGUUGCAAAUAAAUGAGGAAGCAGAGAAAGUAAGAAAAGACACGCAGACUGACAGCAGACGCACUCUCCAUGACAACACAAUCCAAACAUUUGAGCCUCAUAAUUCUACUUGUCUGAGCAAAACACAAGUGACUUUUAACAAAGAAUCUGUGAUAAAGGACAAUUUGACAAACCAAAAUCCUGUCAGGGAAUGUUUUGUGGAUAAUUACACUGAUCUGAUUCAUAAAAAACAAGAAGUGGCAGAAGAUAUCUUUCAAAACAGCAAAAGUUGGACAGAAUUGGAUGAAUGUAAAGAUAAUUUUUGUGGUAACAGUGCAAAACCUGACACUAAAGAUACAGUCAGAGAACUCCAUGAUGUUCCAGCUUGUCUGGAAGUGCCAUUCGUUUCACCAUUAUGCUCUGUUGAAAGUAAAAGCGCAGAGUCAUCACAGAUAUUUGCAAAUGAAGCCACAUUGACGUCUACUCAUCAUAUACUACCACACUGCAACGCUGAGUCACUGUGCAGGGAACCAGAAACUGCGGACCAAGCUAAAUUAAGCUGCUCUGUUAAUGUGAUGGAAAGUGAACGUGAACAUCCUUUCCAUCUUCUGAAAGCUCAAAUAGCUGACUCACGCUUUGACGACAUCACCACAAACAACCUGGCAGAGGAGCGCAGAGUGCUGGAGCUGGUUGACCUGGGGUCAGUUGAAAAAACUGAUGCUUUAAGUGAUGGGGAAAACACAUGUUUGAGUCUGAAACAAGAAGCCAAACCUCAAGCACAUGAGCAGAGCUUUUUGGGGUCUGAUUGCGAGACAUUGCAGUUUGGAUCAGGCGAACAUUUGGACUCAGAUUCUGAACUCUGCAUUUAUCCAGAACAAUGCAUUUCUGACGCUUCUGAAUAUCAAACUGUGGAUUUAAGUGAAGAAAAUGGAGCUGGAAACAUGCAGCAGCUGACUGAGAGGAAGGUGACUGUUUCAGUGCUUGAUUUACCAAUUGAAGAGAUGGAGAGUGCAAUAAAACAGAGAAAAAUCGAAACGACUAGUGUCCAUGUGGAUCACUCCCGUUCAUCAGACAGUUGUCUUGAGUUUGCGAUGAUCUCACCUUCCUGUUGGAGUCAAGUAACUGCAGACUGUGAUUUUCACAAAGACAAUCCGACUUUACCGGCAGACAGUGACUCACAGGUUGUGAUUAAUAGGCAGAAGACAGGUGGAGUACAUUUUUGCAGCGUGAUGGAGAACACUGACCUAACAAUAGAUUUAAAUACAUCAUGUCUGAGUGACAGAACCUCCACUCCUGACUCAGAAAACCAGGCUCGACAUGUCACUGCGCCUUUUAACUGCCAGGGAUUGAAUAACCAGCUGACUGAUGGCGGUGUCAGCAUUGACUUUGAUUCCCAAGAGGAAUUGCGUGCAGUUACUGAGAGCGAAUUUGACACGUCUUUAUUUUCACACAGUGAUCCGUCUGAGGAAAGUAGAACAGAGAGCAAGACGAGUGAUGUUCGCUCAGCUUUGCAAAGGGAUCCAGGCACAUCGUCGCCUGGGAAUUUGGUUGAAAUGGCAAACAUCUUGGUUUCAAGGAGUCUUGAUGACUUUGACUUAAAGUGCGCAGAAGACGGCAGUAGCCACGCGUCGCCUCAACAAGCAACGUUUUAUUCAGAACGUGCUGAAUUUCAGCCUAGUUGCUGCCAAACCGUUCAGAUUCAGAGUGAACCUGCUUGUGAGAAACCUGCACAAAAAUUAAACACCUCUCCUGACUUUUCUGCUCUUUCCAUUGACUUAAAUGCAGCAAGGGCUGUGAGUAACAUGAGCAGUGAUAUGGAAGCUCCAGCUUUGACUAGUAAUGAUUUGUCAAUACCCCAAGUCAGUGGCGCAAACGAUGUGAGGUCAGACGAGGAGAGACUUUCUCUAGAAAAGCAUGAAGACACUUUAAUAGUCCUGACUGAUGCUGAGCAGAUCGCAUUAUCAAAAGAAGAGAAUGAGGGUAAAAACAGAAGUAUGUCCAACUUAAAUCUACCCUCUGUAUCUUUAAACGUUGAUUUGGUGCAGCCUGAAACCAACAAAGGAGAAGAUUUAGGAUCUUAUAGUGAAUCAGAGACAGGUCCUCAACUAGACAGCUGCAUUACAGGGAGCAAACCUACACAACAGUUAAACUCCACUUCUGACUUACCUACUUUUUUAAAUGCAGCAAAUGCUGUAAGUAACAUGAGCAGUGAUAUGGAAGCUCCAGUUUUGACAGAUGAUUUGCCAAACUCCAAAGUCAGUGGUGAAAACGAUGUGAACUUAUACGAGGAGAGACUUUCUCUAGAGAAGCAACAUGAAGACACGUUUAUAGUCCUGACUAACGCUGAGCAGAUCCCAUUAUCAAAAGAAGAGAAUGAGGGUAAAAACAAAAGUAUAUCUAACUUACCGAUACAUCUACCCUCUGUAUCUUUACACUUUGACUUGGUACUACCUGAAACCAACAAAGGAGAAGAUUUAGGAUCUUCUAGUGAAUCAGAGACAGGUCCUCUACUAGAUAGCUUCAUUACAGAGAGCAAGCCUACACAACAGUCAAACUCCACUUCUGACUCACCUACUUUUAUAAAUGCAGCAAAUGUGAGUAACAUGAGCAGUGAUAUGGAAGCUCCAGCUUUGACUGAUUUGUCAAACUCCAUAAUCAGUGAUGCAAACAAUUUGAAGUUAUACGAGGAGAGACUUUCCCCCGAGAGGCAACAUGACGACACAUUCACAGUCCCAAGUGACACUGAGCAGACCUCAAUGUCAAAACAGGAGAAUGCCAGUAAAAAUGGAAGUGUGUCCUGCUCAAAUCCAGCCCCUGUAUCAGCAGGAAGUGACUUUAUCCAACCUGAAAGCAAAAUAGGAGAAGAUUUAGAAUUUCACAGCCGACAAGAAAAACUUCUUGUGCAGUCAGAAGCUCAUGUUGCAGAGGAAACACCUGCACUACGAUUGAACAACUCUUCUGACUUACCUGCUUUUACAAAUUACUUAAGUACUGAAAUUAAAGUUGGUCAAAAAUGUAGCGAUAUGGAAACUGCAGCUUUAAAUAAUUAUGAUUUGUCAAAUAUCAGCUGUGCAAGAGAUGCAAUGUCAGAGAGGCCACAUGAGGACACUUUAACAGACCCAAGUGACAAUAAGCAGAGUGCAUUAUCAAACCAGGGAAAUGACAGUACUGGUAAUAAUCAAGAUUUGAAUGGCUCUUUAUCAUCCUACAUUGACUUGAUACAACCUGAAACCAAAUGGGGAGAUUUAGACUCUUCUUGUCAACCAGAGACAGUUUCUUUGCUUUCAGACCGCUGCUUUACAGGGACAACCUCUGCACAACAAUCAAACUCUUAUUUAUCUGCUUUUUUAGGUGAUUUAAGUACAGCAAAUCAUGUUAGUCAAAUAAGCAACGAUAAGGAAGCUUCAGUUUUUACCGAGACUGAUUUGACUGACUCCAUAAUCAGUGGUUCAGACGAUGUAAAGUUAUAUGAGAUGCUUUCCCCAGAGAGGCAACAUGACACCCUCGUAGUCCCAUGUGACGCUGAGCAGGUCCUAAUUUCAGAACAGGAGAAUGACAAUAGAAGCAUGCCCUGCUUGAAUCCACCAUCUGUAACAAAUACUGACCUGGUGCAACCUGAACCCAAAAUGGAAGAAGAUUUUGGAUCUCCUAGUCAACCUGCUCUGUCAGGCAGAUCUGCUGUGUGCUCAGCAGCUUGCUCUGAGAUUUGUAGCCGUGUCAAGACUCCAGUAGUUGAUCGGGAAGAAAUUACCACAGAACAUACUAAUUUAAGUGACUUGCAAGAGCAACAAACUCGUAUUCAACAAAACAACAUACCUCAUGGACAGGUGGAAGGCUCCAUCAGAGACACUCUCAUACAUACAUUGAAACAAAACAUCUUUACAUCUAACAGCAAAACCAUGGAAAGCUCAGAACCUCGGGAAGAAAAAGUCUGUGAGAGCGCAGAAGGUGCUCCAAAUGUCCAACUGCAGCUCCUGCAGCUGUUAAAGACCGCUUCCUUGAACCAGGACUUUUCAGUUCUUCAGGAAAUGGUGGACAGUUUGAGCAGUGCACUGGAGGGGGACUCACAAAACGACCAGCAUCGCGAGGAGAGCUCCGAGAAAGAGGACGAGAAGUCAGCAGGAAACGACAAAGAUGACUGUCACGCUUGUGCAAAAACUCGUGAAUCGUCCUCUCGGAUGAUUGACAGCUCGGACGCUGGCAAAGCUGAAAAGCUGUUCUCCAUCCAUGAUUACUUGGAAUGCGUUGGAAGACUGCAGGACCAUGCUGAUAUUUUAGAAGAUGUGAAAAAAGACCUUUCGAUGCAGGCGCCUAUGGGCAGCAGCAUGGAUGAUCUGCAGAUCCAAAUAGAAGAAUGUCAGUUUUUAGAGUCUGAGCUGUCUAAGCUUGGUGGUGUACUGACAGCAGAUAUGAAGAAAGCUAAAGAGCUCUUGAACUCAUCUCAUGAAGACAUUCCUCCACAAAUUCAUCAAGAUUUGGCCUCAACACAUCUGGAGUUAGAGACAAAUUUUAUUGCUGUCUCUCAAAUGUUUGCAGAAAGGAAUGACUCCCUGAUUCAAGCAAUGGAAGCAGAAAAGUCUCACUUGGAAUCAUCAUACCAGAAACAUCUCGGUGAUCUCAAUGAGCUAAUGGGCCUCAUUCAGAAGAAGUCCGAGAUGUUGGAUCUGGAUUUGAACAUGUGUGAUGAGGACACACUGAAACGUUUAAGCCAUCAAAACAUGGAUACGGAGAAGAACCUGGUGCAAGAAGCCAGACUUAAACUGGAGGAGGUCACGUUUGAUAUUCAGUGCUUCAUUUCUGAGCACACUCAGUUUCUGAGUCCAGCUCAGAGCAGCUACCUCCUGAAGUUCCUCACCAGCACACAGCGAGCUUUCAAGGAUCAAACGGAGCAGCUCAUUACACAGAGGAGUGUUUUAGAUGUCCUGCUGGACAGCAGACAGAGAGAAAAGGAAGAAGAGUCUUUAAUGGCCAAACAAAAGGAGUUUGCAGAUAAGCUGGAGGAAGUGUGCGAUAACCUCACCCUGACCGAGAACCAACUGCUUGGCCAUCAGCAGCAGGCAGAAAAAGCCGAGUGUGUCACAGACCUUCAGCAGUAUCAGCAGGAGCAUCAGGCUCUGCAAAAAGACGUGCUUACCAAUGCCAGUGCUUUGAAUGAGGUCAUCAGCAGCACCAAAAAGUUCCUGGAGGAGAAUCGCUGCAAACUGACACCAGAUCAGAUCGCCACGAUUGAGAGCCAGCUGGAAGAAGCUAAAAGUAAAGCUAAGCUCAUCAAUCGGCGGGCAGAGGAAUCCAGAAAAGAUCUGGAGAAGGUUGUUACAACAGCUAUAAAACAGGAGAGCGAAAAGGCAGCAGCUGUUGAGCGGCUUGAAGAAAGUAGGAAUAAAAUCGAAGGCCUUCUAGAUUGGAUAUCCAACAUAGGGAAUGAAAACCUGUGCGGUCUGGAUCAAACUGACCAUAUAAGUAAAGAGAAUGGAAACCUGCCAGAGGACUCAGCCAAAGGACUAAUAGGAAAAGAUGAUGAUGCCAAUGGAAACGCUUUACAGACCCCCGAAAAGGAUGUUGGCAGAGAGACCAAAGUUGAGAACUCUGCAUCCGGCGACCUUGAUAAACAAUAUGACAGAGUGAAGGCCCGCCAUCAGGAGAUUUUGUCCCAGCAGCAGGAUCUGAUCAUGGCCACCCAGUCAGCCCAGGCUCUGCUUGACAAACAAGCAAACGUGCUGUCACCAGAGGAGAAGCAGAGGCUUCAGAAGAACAUCCAAGACCUGAAGGAGCGCUAUGAGGCCUCUCUGACUCAAGCUGAGCAGCAGAUGAAGCAGGUGCAGUGUGUCCAGGAGGAGCUGAAGAAGUUCCAGGAUGACUGCGAGGAGUUCGAAGGCUGGUUGAACCAGGCUGAAGGGGAGAUGGAUGCGCUGGGUGCUCCUGCAGGCUCUCUCAAUAUUCUAACUGAUAAACUUCAGCAACAGAACGUUUUCUCUGAGGAUGUGAUUUCCCACAAAGGGGACCUUCGCUUUAUCACCAUUUCAGGACAGAAAGUUCUUGAUGUGGCUAAAGCUUGUGGACAGUCAAACCAUGCAGAUAAUAAUUCUCUGCUGGAUGUGGAUACUUCAGGGACCUGUUUGGCUGUAAAGGACAAAGUGGAUGUAGCAGCCAGCCGAUAUAAAGCACUGCAUUCACAGUGCAAUCUGCUUGGUAACAACCUCAGAGAAGUGGUGGACAAGUACAAAAAGUAUGACGACUCAAGCACUGGCCUUCUGAAGUGGCUCAACAUCUCAGAGGAGGAUGCGAGGAAGCACCAAUCAGAGGCCAUAGCAGCUGAUCCACAGAUACUCCAGAAACAGCUGGAGGAGACCAAGGCGUUACAGGGUCAGAUGAUGGGACAUCAGACCGCUAUCGAUACAUUACAGAAAACAGCAGAGUCUUUGGUAACAUCUGAAGGAAAUCUCCUCAGUAACCCAGACGAGAUCCAGGAGACAGUUGAUGAUAUUGUUGAGCGCUACGACAACCUUUCCAAAUCUGUGAGUGACCGAAAUACAAAAUUGCAAAUCACCCUGACCCGCUCCAUGAGUGUCCAGGAUGGUUUGGAUGAGAUGAUGGGAUGGAUGGAGAGAGUGGAGGCCAGUGUGAAGGAAAAAGAACAAAUACCCCUGGACUCUGCAUCUAUUGGAGACAUGCUCAGUAAAGAAGCAGCUUUAGAGCAGGACAUACUGAGUCGCCAGAGUAGCAUCUCAGCCAUAAAAGCCAAGGUGAAGAAGUUCGUGGAGACGGCAGAUCCCUCGGCAGCGGCGCUGCUGGAGUCAAAGAUGGAUUCUCUCUCCCAGCGCUUCACUGAUGCCUGUGAUAAGCACAAGAAAAAGGUUUCCCACCUGGAGCAGGUGAAAGAAAAGGUUGAGCAGUUUGAAAACAUCUCAGACAAAGUCCAGCAGUUUGUCGUGAAGCGGCUGCAAGAGCUGCAGGAAACGGACGGACCUGGGAAAACGUUUAAUGAAAUGUCUGAACAAACACAGAACACUAAAGCUGAGAUGGCUGAAUAUUCCAGCGAUAUGGAGAAACUGCAGACUCUGUCCAAGGAGCUGUCUGUCAUAAGCCCUGAUGGAAGCAAAGCCAAACUUCAGAGCAAGAUGGACACGCUCUCUAAUGUUUUUAACACUUUUAAGGACACAGUUAAUGAAAAGGAAGAAGAGCUAUCGUCUUGUCAGGACCAGAUGGGAGAGUUCAGGUCUGCAGUCUGCGUGCUCACCAAGUGGCUGGAAGAGACCAAUGACAGAGUACCUGCAGCUCAGCCAAGCAGCAGUGAGAAAAAUCUGAAGAAGGACCUGCAGAUCAUCACUAGCUUAUUACAUGAAUGGUCAUCCAAAGGCCCUGCUGUCCAAGACCUGAACACCAAAGGAUCUGCACUGUGCAGCCUGAUCACCUCUCUCACAUCUCCUGCCAAGAGUAAGACCCCUAACAAGUCAGCUCUUACUAACGGUGGCGGUCCAGCGAGCCACAGCUACCUAACAAAUAAAGAGUUGAUGGGAAUCCAGCAGAACAUGUCGUUUGUUAAUGAGGAGUACACUAGUCUUGGAGAAACGCUAAAGAGUCAAAAAGAGCAGCUGAGUGGUUUGCUGCGUGAGGUGAAAGAGACCCAAAAGGAGACCGAGGACAUGAUGACAUGGCUGAAGGACAUGAAGAAGACAGCAGAGUCCUGGAACAGUGCAGCUGCUGAGAAGGAAUCUGUGAAAGUGCAGCUUGAGCAGCAGAGGGUGUUUCAAGAUGGGAUGCAGAGGAAGCAGGAGCAUCUUCAGAAGCUAAGAGAGAAGCUUCUGGGCUUGAUCUCAACACGUCCUAACUCCCCCGAGGCAACAACGUGGAAGAAGAUGCUUUCAGAAAUAGAUUCUGCUUGGGCGGAAAUCAGUGGCUCUGUAGAAGAAAGGAAGCAGCACCUGGAACAGUCCAACAAAAAUCUAGACGUCUUCCAAUCAUCCGAGCUGCAGCUUGGUCAGUGGCUCUCAGAGAAGGAGCUGAUGAUGAGUGUCCUCGGACCUCUCUCUAUAGACCCAAACAUGUUAAAAAUGCAGAAACAACAAGUUCAGAUCCUCCAAAAUGAGUUCAAGAGCCGUAAACCUCAAUACGAACAACUCGAGGAAGCAGCUGCAGCCAUCCUCAGCUCAACGGGCAAACAGGAGCCUUCAAAUGGGAAACCAUUGAAGGAGAAAUUGACUGCUGUCACCCAGAAGUGGCAAGGCCUCACAGCACAGCUGGACCAGCGAGACAGCCUAAUCGACCAAGCAGUUGUGAAGACCGGGCAGUUUCAGGAGUUACUGAGAAGCCUCAGUAACACGGCCACUCAGCUGGAGAAUCAGCUCACCAACCAUCACUCCAACAGCACCCAGCCUGACGCCGUGAAGAAGCAGCUGGAAGAUGUCCAGAACAUUUCAGCUGAGCUGCGAGAGGAAAGGAAGAAGCUGAAGCAGGCUGAGGCCGUCAGUGCAGAGCUCUCAGCGUUAGUGACUGAGGACUAUCUUAAAGCAGAUCUGGCGAGGCAGCUGGAAAACGUCAGCAAGCCUCUUAAACAGCUGGAAGAGAAAGCAGCAAAACGGAUCGAGCAGUUGAAUUCAACCUUUGCCAGUUCUCAGCAGUUCCAUCAAACCUCCAAAGACUUCCAGUCAUGGCUGAGUGAGAGGCUCCAGGAACAAUCCAAGUCUCUGCCCAUCUCUGCCAAAGUAGAUGUUUUGCAGCAAACCCAGGAGGAGCACAAUAAACUGCAGAGCGCUCUCAAAGAUCACGAGGAAGCGUACUGUGCAAUCACUGGCGAAGGCGAGAUGCUGCUGCAGAGCACUGAUGGUGCAGAAAAGUUGGCUCUGCAGGGUCAGCUCACUGUCCUCUCAUCCAACUGGGAGGAAGUGAAGAAGGGCUCUGCCGAGCAGGCUGACAGACUGCUAGCUGCUGUCCUGAGAGCUCAGAAGUAUUACGAGCAUGCAGAGAAGCUGAACUCUUGGAUACAAGAUUGUGAAGCCAGCGAGGGCCGUAUUAAACUCACUGUUGAUCCCGUGGCUACGGAAGGCUCCAUCUCUCAGGUGAAAGCACUUCAGAAGGAUGUCGACAAGCACAGAGGAGUGGUGGAACAGCUUAACACAGCUGCUGAAAGCCUUCUUGAGGUGGCCAAUAUGGACACUGAAGCUGUAACAGAAGAGAAGGCUACCGUUGGUAAAAAAGUAGAUAAAUUGGUGGAUGGACUGCAAGCCAAAAGGGAAUGCCUGGAGAAGAUCUCACACUCUGUUAAAGAAUUUAAUGAUGCCCACAAAGAAGCAAAGAGCCAGCUUGAAGCUGCUAAAAAGCAGGUGGAUUCUUAUGAAUCACAGGGGCUCCAGGCACACAGCAACAAGAACUUGACAAACAUGAAAGCCCAACAAAAGAGUUUAGAGGGAGUGCAGAACCAAGUGGAGCACAUGAAAACCUUGGCAAAGGAGCUUGUACUAGAUGCUCCAGAUGCUCAAGGAGUGACAGAGCUUUUACUUCAGGCAGAUAACGUGGAAAAAGAUUACAGCGGCCUUAACAAGAAACUAGAAGAAGCAUGCCAAACGUUGGAGGGUAAACUGCAGGGUAUCGGACAGUUCCAAAACAGCAUUCGUGAGAUGUUUACCCAUUUCACAGAUCUUGAUGAUGAACUCGACAGCAUGUCUCCAGUAGAUUUGGAUUUGCCCACUCUUAAAGAGCAGCAGGACAGCAUUCAGAGUUUUGUGGCUAAGCUGCAAGAGCUGAUGACGAACACGGCCAAUGCUGGAAACAGUUGUCAGAAGAUGCUAAAAGAGUCUGAAUCAUCACCUGACCUGUUGGGUCUGAAAAGAGAUCUGGAUGCUCUAAGUAAGCAGUGUGGCAAACUGUUUGACCGAGCCAAGCAAAGAGACGUCCAGGUACGGAGUACUCUUAGCAAACUGGAGGAGCUUUAUGGUAAAUUUCAUCAAGUGGAAGAAAAACUUCUCAAAGCUGUGGACAAGGAAACAUCUCAGGAGGUUGUUGGCAUGGAAACAGAUGUGAUCAACCAACAGCUGGAGGCCUUUAAGUUGUUUCUCAUUUGUCUCAACAUGGGCAAGCCGCUGAGCAGACCAGAUUGUCUCAGACAAAACCCUUCCUGCGUUGGGAAGGGGGAGGAGGAGGACCUGAACAUUGAUGACUGCUACGUUCCCCAGAGAUCCAUUUAUGACACUGUACGACUCAAUGAGCAGAUCGACUCUGGAUCCAAGGGGAGCCUUUCUUCUAGGCACUUCACAGGCACCUUACCUUACACACAUCGCACAUUGGACUUCAGCAACCUGUGUGGGAACGGAGGUAUUUCAGCUUCUAGUUCCUUUGAGCUCCGAACCAGAAAACCUGCUGUGCUGGAUGAGCGUGCAGUCUUUGACGGGCUUAAACUUAAUGGGAACAUGAUAAGUGAUACAGUGCUGCCUAAAACUCAUCUUCAGGGAGGAGACAAGAAGGAGCAUCCUCACCACCGCAGGUCGUGGAGGACUUUUGCCCCCAAUAAUUUAGGGGAAUAUGCCAGCCGCAGUGGCACUCUGAGUUCUGGGACCAUUGAGAAGCCUGGCUUGAUUAACGGCAAGAGAGGACAGAGUAUGACCAACUCACUGACAUCUGAAGAAGACUCUGGCCUGUACAGUCCCUCUGUGGAGAGGCAGCGACAUGCACGUAAAUCCCACAAAAAAUCUGGCCCUGGAACAAGGAGCUUCUCAUCGUCUGAGGCAAUGCAUAUGUCUGGGGACCUGAAAACAGGACGGUCCCUAAGCUCAGGACAAGAGGACUUCCCUUUCUCCCCUGUGAGAGCCAACCUCUACCACAGUGGCAGUUUGAUUCGAGAGCCACGAGAGAAAGAACCUGGAGCGGUGAGGCUUAAUGGAAAGGAUAUUCUGAGCAACGGGGAAUACAAAUACUCCACAGGGAGGUCAUCUUUGGGGUCAGUUUCCAAAACUCAAAACAACAGCUCUGGCUGGCGUUCCAGGACUUUAACAGACUACAAUGAGCUAUCCACUGCUGAGCUGCUGGAAGAUGGAUCAUCUCAGGAUGACUGUGAGCUGGUUAGUGUGGUGGUGACACAGCCUGAGCCAUAUGGAAACUCUGUAAUCCUACCCACCGAGAGCCGCCUGCAGACGUGUACUAUGCAACAAGGAGUGUCCAAGUACAACAUGGAAGAGCUGGAGGAGUUCCUGCAAUCACUUGAGGCCUGUCUGCCUAAAAGUUUACACGCAUUCCAGCAUGCAGGGGAGCAGGAGAUUGAGGCCUUACUGAAUGCUAUUGCUGCAUGCCCUGAGAUUGACCCCGUGGCUUAUUUCUCUCCACAGGUGAACUCAGCGUGGGAAAACCUCAACAAGACUUGGAAGGAAAGAGUAGAGGGACUGGAGGAAGCUAUGCAGGCGGCCGUGCAGUUUCAAGAUGGACUGCAGGGUAUGUUUGACUGGGUGGAUAUUCUGGAGAGCAAACUGGAUUCAAUGUCCCCCGUGGGCACAGACCUGGAGACGGUCAAGCAGCAGAUUGUAGAACUCAAGGAGUUCAAAGGAGAAACGUACCAGCUCCAGAUUGAGAUGGAGCGCCUGAACCACCAGGCCGGCCUCCUGCUGAAGAAGGUGAGGGAGGAGACGGAUCGCUGCGCCAUCAACGAGCCGAUGUCCGAGCUCAAGAUGCUCUGGGACAACCUGGACGAGAAGAUAAUCAGCCGCCAGCACAAACUGGAGGGAGGCCUCCUGGCUCUGGGCCAGUUCCAGCAUGCCCUGGACGAGCUGCUGGCCUGGAUGAGCCACACCGAGGAGCUGCUCAACGAACAGAGAAAAGCUGCAGGAGACCCCAAAGCCAUUGAGAUAGAGCUUGCCAAGCACCACGUUCUCCAGAUAGACGUGUUAGCUCACAAAUCAACCGUGGAGACGGUGAACAAAGCCGGUAAUGAACUGGUGGAGUCGAGUGCUGGAGAAGAGGCCUCCAGUCUGCAGAGCAAACUGGAGAAUCUGAACCAGAGGUGGAAAGCCAUCCUGGAGAAGGCGGAGCAGAGAAAGCAGCAGCUGGAGUCGUCUCUGCUUCAGGCCCAAGGUUUCCAUGGUGAGAUCGAAGAUAUGCAGCAAUGGCUGAAAGACACAGAACGUCAGCUGUUGGCAUCAAAGGCUGUGGGAGGCUUACCAGACACGGCUCGGGAGCAGCUUAACGCCCAUCUGGAGUUGUGUUCUGCCUUUGAGGCCAAGGAGGAGCUGUAUCAUGAGCUGCUAAACAAGGGUCACCAGCUGCUCGCCAUGACACCCGAGGGCCCAGAUAGCACCACGGAGCAUGACCUCGCCAACCUGAAGGAGAAGUGGGAAGCUGUGCAGACUAAGGUCACCGAUAGAAAGGCAAAACUAGAAGAAGCCUUAACGCUGGCCACAGAUUUCCACAACUCUCUUCAAGACUUUAUUGUUUGGCUAACCCAAGCGGAGCAGACGCUGAACAUGGUCUCCCCAGCUUCCCUCAUACUGGAAACCAUCAUGUUUCAAAUUGAUGAGCAUAAGAUGUUUGUGACCGAGGUGAACUCCCACAGAGAGCACAUCAUUGAACUGGACAAGACAGGAACGCAUCUGAAGUACUUCAGCCAGAAACAGGAUGUGGUGCUGAUCAAGAACCUUCUGUUGAGCGUGCAGGGCCGCUGGGAGAAGCUGGUGCAGAGAUCUGUAGAGCGAGGUCGUCUGCUGGACGAUGCCAGAAAACGGGCCAAGCAGUUCCACGAGACUUUUAACAAACUGAUGGAAUGGCUGGAUGAAUCUGAGAAAACGCUGGACUCUGAAGUGGAAAUUGCCAACGAACCAGACAAAAUCAAGACGCAGCUGGUGCAGCACAAGGAGUUCCAAAAAGCUUUGGGCAGCAAACAUUCUGUGUAUGACACCACCGCUCGAACAGGCCGAGCCCUAAAAGACAAAACUGUCCUUAAAGACGACAAACAGAAACUGCAUGACAUGCUGAGCGAACUGAGGGACAAAUGGGACACCGUUUGUGGCAAAUCAGUAGAAAGACAAAACAAGCUGGAGGAGGCCCUGCUGUUCUCCGGGCAGUUUACAGAUGCCCUCCAGGCUCUCAUUGACUGGCUGUAUAAAGUGGAGCCUCAGCUGGCUGAGGACCAGCCCGUGCAUGGAGACAUUGAUCUGGUUCUCAACCUGAUAGACACCCACAAGGUUUUCCAGAAGGAGCUGGGGAAGCGAACGGUGAGCGUUCAGGCUCUCAAGCGCUCAGCGAGGGAGCUGGUCGAGAACAGCCAUGACGACUCCUCCUGGGUAAAAGUCCAGAUGCAGGAGCUGGGCACUCGUUGGGAGACAGUGUGCAACCUCUCUGUGUCAAAGCAGACUCGGCUUGAGCAGUCACUCUGCCAGGCUGAGGAAUUUCACUCUGCUGUUCAUAUCCUGCUGGAGUGGCUAGCUGAGGCCGAGCAGAGUUUGCGUUUCCAUGGCAGCCUGCCCGAUGAUGAGGAGGCUCUGCAGGGGCUUAUUGAACAACAAAAGGAGUUUGUGAAAAAGCUGGAGGAAAAGCGAGUGGGUCUGAACAAAGCAACCAGCAUGGGGGAGGCCAUUCUCAGCAUCUGCCAUCCGGAUUCCAUCACAACCAUCAAGCACUGGAACACCAUCAUUAAAGCCAGAUUUGAAGAGGUGCAGGCUUGGGCUCGGCAGCACCAACAGCGACUAGCUGCAGCCCUCACUGAUCUGUUAGCCACUCAGGAUCUGCUGGAGAAUCUUCUGACCUGGCUGCAGUGGGCUGAGACCAACCUGAAUGACAGAGAUAAGGAGCUACUGCCUCAGGAGAUCGAGGAGAUCAAGAAUCUCAUAGCAGAACAUCAGGUAUUUAUGGAGGAAAUGACCAGAAAGCAGCCAGAUGUGGACAAAAUCACCAAAACACAUAAAAGGAAGCAUUCUGUGGAGCCUCAGAUUCAGUCUCAGAUUCCUGUUCUGGACAAAGGAAGAGCUGGAAGAAAACGCUCCCCCACACAAACGAUGUACGCAUCAACCACACAGGCUCCUAUAGAAACCAAGAACCCACGAGUCAACCUGCUGGUCAGCAGGUGGCAGCACGUGUGGCUGCUGGCUUUGGACCGAAGGAGGAAACUCAACGAUGCUUUGGACAGACAGGAGGAGUUAAAGGAAUUUGCCAACUUCGACUUUGACGUGUGGCGGAAGCGCUACAUGCGCUGGAUGAACCACAAGAAGUCUCGUGUCAUGGACUUCUUCCGCCGCAUUGAUAAAGAUCAAGAUGGCAAGGUGACCCGGCAGGAGUUCAUAGAGGGAAUUCUUUCAUCCAAAUUCCCAACCAGCCGGCUGGAGAUGAGCGCCGUGGCGGACAUAUUCGACAGAGAUGGCGACGGAUACAUCGACUAUUACGAGUUUGUGGCAGCGCUCCAUCCCAACAAAGAUGCCUACAAGCCGUUAACAGAUGCUGACAAAAUUGAAGAUGAGGUUACACGUCAAGUAGCAAAAUGCAAAUGCCCGAAACGAUUCCAAGUGGAGCAAAUUGGAGCAAACAAAUACAGGUUCUACCUUGGAAACCAGUUUGGUCUGGUUCACUGCUUACAUGACUCCUUAAUGGGCGAUGAGUCAAUAGCAAACAGGGAAAAUCAAAAUCUUACCCAGCAUCUACACGUUGCAGUUUUGGAAAGCUGUAUUCUGUUCGGAGACUCCCAGCAGCUGCGUCUAGUGCGAAUUUUACGCAGCACGGUGAUGGUGCGGGUGGGAGGAGGGUGGAUGGCGCUGGAUGAGUUCCUGGUGAAGAACGACCCCUGUCGAGUUCAUCACCACGGGAGCAAAAUGUUGCGCUCGGAGUCAAACUCUUCGAUUACUCAGUCUCCUAUAGGUUGGCAAAUCUCACACUUUCUCACCUUGCUCCAUGAACCCACUAGCGCUAAAGGCAGGACCAACUUGGAGCUGCGAGAGAAGUUCAUCGUCCCAGAGGGAACCACUCAGAUCAUGGCCAGUUUCCGCUACAGAGGCCGGAGGUCUCGGCCGUCAUCAAGAGGAGCUUCUCCCAACAGAUCCAUGUCCAGUCAGAGCUGCCCAAUUCCAAUAAACCUGACAGCCACCGGCACACCCAAGACUCCCCAACAUAUUACCCGCAAUUAUGAUAAGCCAUGGCUUACAAACAGCAAAUCCUGCUCUCCUCUUAAAUCAUCUGACUCGUUUGAGAGCCAAGGUUCAUCCUCAGAGAGUACAGCGGUUCAAGGCAGCAAGUUACGCCUUCCUGGCUACUUAUCUGGCAAAGGAUUUCAGUCAGGUGAAGAGGGAACUUUGAUCAAAGCUGCCGUGCUGAAAGCUCGAACGCAGACAAUCGGUGAGUUGAAGAAAAAUUCCAGCCGACCGGGCAGUAAAGCCGGAAGCAGAGGGAGCAGUCGCAGAGGAAGCGAUGCCUCAGACUUUGAUAUUUCAGACAUCCAGUCUGUGUGUUCGGACGCAUCCGAGACAGUCGGAGAGGCCACUCGAGCGACAUCGCGCUCUGCAUCCCGCCAACACGGAGGGAAACCCUCCAAGAUCCCUACUCCUCAAAGAAAAACCACUUCCACAAGCAAACUGGCCAAGGGAUCCAAGCAAUAGUCAGUGGCCUUGAAACCAAACAACCCAGGAGCUAAAUGCACCCUUAAAACAUAAGACACUGGAGACGUUGACCUUAAGAGACUGCAGAUGUGUUGAGUGUUAUUUAAAUUGUUGCAAAGAUGUAAAAUAUUCUGUUAAGAGGCAGUAUGGUUUAAUAUGUGAGAAUGGAAUGUUGAUGGCCUUGUGUGUUUGCUUUUAAUGUAUUUUAUUUUUUGUGAAAUUGUUUUUUUAAUUAAACUUCAUUUUAUUUAUGCAAAUCCCAUAGAGGAUUGACGAACACAAAAAAAUUGUGGGGGUAACCAUGUUGGAACGAUUAUUUAACAAUUCUUCAAACUAAUGAAGGGCAACAAGAGCAGGGUGGGGUUUGGAAAGUUACCGAAUGUACUGUAAUUUAUCACCGGUGAUGUUUGGAGUAGAUGGUGCAUUAUUGUACCACUUCAGGCACUGCAAAUAUUUAUUUAAGUGCUAUGUUAUACUGCCAACUUGCAUUUAGAAGGGCAAUGCAAUAUAGAACAAUAAUCCUUAGUAAGCACUCCGGAAAGAUUUGAAAACUCUUAUUUACGAGUGGUAGCAGAAACCUUGUAAGUAUGAAGCUUUCAAAACUUCUUCAUUUGUUUGUCAGCCACGGCAGCCUGGCUUUUGUUCCACCACUUUACAGCAGUGCGUUUUCUUGGGGAGGUGCCACUCCACGUAGCUACUCUCUGUGCAGUCAUGUCUAUGUACGGUCUUUUCGUUGAGCUCAAAAUUGUUACUGUAACUUUACUUUGUAAUAAACCUGCUUGCAAAAAGCC
Messenger RNA from Nematolebias whitei (Rio pearlfish), 22574 nucleotides. It is a transcript of the gene dst, whose product is annotated as dystonin. The record is from RefSeq and is a predicted model, not a curated record. NCBI's taxonomy places the organism in Eukaryota, Metazoa, Chordata, Actinopteri, Cyprinodontiformes, Rivulidae. Gene Ontology annotation, biological process: hemidesmosome assembly; cytoplasmic microtubule organization; intermediate filament cytoskeleton organization. Gene Ontology annotation, molecular function: microtubule binding; calcium ion binding; structural molecule activity. Gene Ontology annotation, cellular component: membrane; hemidesmosome; cytoplasm.